CAAAACGAUCUAAACGACAGCGAGAGGCCGGGAGGAAUGAGCUGUGCACUUCGAAGGAGGGAAGCGGAGGACAGCGAGGCCGCGCUCGUUCUUGCAGAAGGACGCACCCUGUAGACAUGGAGGCAGAGGCAGAUGAGGAGGACAGCACUUUUACAACCAUCUCCCUGGCAGAUGACUCAGGGGAAAGUCGAGCUGCAGCCCUGCAUUUAAAAGAGGAAGACGAGCAUCUUACCAUGAACGCUGACAUGGAUGGUAAAUCCUCUUGCUGGUCUUUAAUGAGCACUCAAGGGGACAUGGAGAAUCAGGCGGAGUUGGAGGAAAAAACACGGCUCAUCAACCAGGUCCUAGAGCUGCAACACACACUGGAGGACCUUUCAGCACGAGUGGAUGCAGUGAAGGAAGAGAACCUGAAGUUAAAGUCUGAGAACCAGGUGCUGGGACAGUACAUCGAGAACCUCAUGUCGGCUUCCAGUGUCUUCCAGACCACCGACACAAAAGGCAAACGGAAGUAAGGGACAAGUUCCUAAAUCUCUCACGUCACUGGUGGCAACAACCAUGUUUACACUGUUGUUACUCUCAAGCAAGAUGCUUGUCAAGCUUGUUCAGUUUUUUCCUGGUAUGAUCAGGUUUCUUUUU
Scleropages formosus (Asian bonytongue) is the source of this 636-nucleotide messenger RNA. Its product is annotated as short coiled-coil protein B. Gene Ontology annotation, cellular component: trans-Golgi network. The transcript has 4 exons. Lineage: Eukaryota; Metazoa; Chordata; Actinopteri; Osteoglossiformes; Osteoglossidae. The coding region runs from base 117 to 512 and encodes 131 amino acids. The record is from RefSeq and is a predicted model, not a curated record.